This is a messenger RNA of Aphanomyces astaci, 1541 nucleotides long. RefSeq lists its product as hypothetical. Gene Ontology annotation, cellular component: pericentric heterochromatin. Bases 85 to 1371 code for a protein of 428 amino acids. Gene Ontology annotation, molecular function: chromatin binding. The transcript has 6 exons. The record is from RefSeq and is a predicted model, not a curated record. Gene Ontology annotation, biological process: negative regulation of transcription by RNA polymerase II; chromatin organization. Lineage: Eukaryota; Oomycota; Saprolegniomycetes; Saprolegniales; Verrucalvaceae.
AAAAUCGACAUUUUGACUUGGGGUUUGUAUGGGUCGUUUGUUGAACAAAUCCGAGGGUGAAAACCCCUCCAUUUUCACGACAAGAUGGCGACCGAGGUGCACGAAAUCUUAGACCGAACGACCAAGAAGGGCCGCGUGUACUAUCUCGUACGAUGGCAAGGGUUCACUGCUGACCAGGAUACAUGGGAAAGCCGCGUGGAACUUCGCCAAGACGGCCACUUCCAGCACAUUCAAGCGUUUGAGCACAAGCGAAAGCAGGCGGAGGACAAGGAAUUUGCCGAGCGCCAUGGCGCCGACGCCAAUGCUGACAAGAGUCCACGCAAAGGGGGUCGUCCGAGCAAGAGUCCAUCGCGUGGCCGCAGUCGCAGCGUCAAGCGAGAUCCGUCCGCUCCACGCCGCGCGCGUUCGACGUCUCGAAAGGCAAAGGUCGAAGUUAAGGACGUCGACAAGGUCGCCGCGCCGCCGCCAGUUGUCGUCGACUUGCUGGCGAGUUCAAACGGUGUCACAUCGUUGUUGGCUGCACCAUUGCUCGAACCACCAAGUGUAUUCAACUCAUCCGAGGAGUCUCAUGUCGUCCAUGCAUCGUCCUCCGCCCCUUCGAUUGCCGACGGCAGCCAGGCGGACGACGAGUCGGACGUCGUGUUCAAGCCAUCCGCGUCAGCCCUUCCUGCUGCCGCCGUGGACAACAGCACCGUGUCGCAGGCCGUGGCGGACCUAGCAAACCAGGGCUGGUUGCUGCAGGCAGUGGGCAUAUUCGUAGUCUUCCUCGCCAUGCUAGGGCAUGCCUUGGUGCCGCACAUAGAAGCGAACGUUCCCAUGUCCAAUGAGGUCAAGACCACCGUGCUAAUCCUCACGAAAACCAACUCGCUGCCGCCGCUCGUGACGCUAGCGCUUGUGCUUCGGGGCCGCAACAACAGGUUAAAACCAUAUAUAUAUAUAUUAUUUGUUUUCCAUUGUCAAAUGGAUACUAUGAUGUUUUUCCAACUAACUUUUAUAUAUUGGGGGGGGUGUUCGUUUCACAGGGGGUUGUCCAAGUGGAUUGCCAUCUGCCUCGUGUGGCGCACCGCGGCCGAAGUGAUUUUGCAGUUGCCCGACCCCCAGAGCUUAUACUUGUCCGUGUCGCUGUUGUGUGUGGGAGUUGCAGACUUGGGGGCGUUGGCCGCUGUGUGGUCGGCGGUGGGCGGCAGUCAGCCCGACUACGACGUGUUCGCACAGACGCUGGCUAUCUUUGGGUUUGCUUUGCUCGUCUUUUCCGACAGUCUGUUGCUCCCAUUGCAUCAAAUUCUCGUGCCCCUGCAACCUAUGCGGGUGCUCGUGAUGUCGUUGGCCACGAUCUUUUUGUCCAUGAGCUCCAUCUUGGCCGAAGUCUAAGUGUAUAUGCAAAAUAUGGAGAGCCUGGGCAAAAGAGCGAGUUGGCGACGACAGACAGCCAGAGGGAAAGUGUAGAGAGUGGGCAGGCCAUAAGUGCAAACGACGACAUAGUAAUUGCGCAAUUUGCCCAACUUUGGACUCAUUUCGCCUAUUAAUAGUCUGUAUACUAG